AUGCGUCGAUGCCGAUCCUUUGAUUUCUCUAAAGCAUUUGAUAAAAUGUGUCAUGUAAAGCUAUUAGGAAAACUACAGCAAGCUGGAAUACAUCCCUUAAUCAUUCGCUGGAUCAAGGAUUUUUUGACAGAACGCACCAUCAGUGCCCCAAGGAGGAGUGCUGUGCCCCCAUACCGUUCAAUAUUUAUGCGUUUGAUCUUCCUUGGUGGAAAGCUAUGGAGUAAGUUGUAA
This is a messenger RNA of Ostertagia ostertagi, 231 nucleotides long. Lineage: Eukaryota; Metazoa; Nematoda; Chromadorea; Rhabditida; Trichostrongylidae. The record is from the annotation of a GenBank genome assembly.